Molecule: messenger RNA, 8050 nt
Organism: Notolabrus celidotus (New Zealand spotty)
Lineage: Eukaryota; Metazoa; Chordata; Actinopteri; Labriformes; Labridae
Gene: med13a
Product: mediator complex subunit 13a
Biological process (GO): regulation of transcription by RNA polymerase II
Cellular component (GO): mediator complex
Molecular function (GO): transcription coregulator activity
Source: RefSeq, a predicted model, not a curated record
AAUAGGCUGUGGAAGGCAGAGUUGUCCCUGUGGCCGCCAUUAAAGAAAGGAAUCCAUGAAUUCAAAUGGAAACCAACAGGAACCGAGGGCUGAAAAAAUGAUCGAAUUAAUCGUUAAAAUAUAGGAAGAUGGCAGAUUUCGAGAGGCUUUCACAGGAUGCGUUUCGUUUUUAGGCUGAAUUUUGCGAUGGAGGAGUAAGACAGGACGUUUUUAUUUUUUUUAAAGCAGAGACCGUUUUAGGGCUAAGGGGGAGGGGGAGAGUUGCUUCUUUUGCUCUCCUUUUCUUUUUGUUUUAUGAACAUUUUUCGCUUCCUUAAAUUUGUUCCCACUGUGUGCUUUGGACAUGUCUACCUAGUGACCACACAGUCUCUUUUAUGCGCUUUUAGCUCCCAUCGGAAGGUUGUGAAAUUAACUCUCCUCCAGCCAAAUGUUACAAAAAAUAUUUCUCGUUUGAUUAAGCCUGCACAUCUUUUUUUGAAAACACAAAUCCCCCUCAAAUUGUUCUUUAUUUCCCGGGACGUGAAAUGAUGGAGACUUGGAUCUAUCAGUGAAGAAGGAUGAGUGCUUGUUAUGUACCAAACGGGGCCAGCUUGGAGGAUUGCCAUUCCAAUCUAUUCUGUCUGGCUGACUUGACGGGGAUCAAAUGGAAGAGGUUUGUGUGGCAGGGUCCCACCUCUGCACCCAUCCUCUUCCCAGUAACAGAAGAGGACCCCAUCCUAUGCAGCUUCAGCCGCUGCCUGAAGGCCGACGUGCUCAGUGUAUGGCGGCGCAGCCAGCGGCAGGGCCGGAGGGAGCUUUGGCUUUUCUGGUGGGGGGACGACCCAAACUUUGCAGACCUCAUCCACCAUGAGCUCACAGCUGAGGAUGACGGCCUGUGGGAGAACGGCCUUUCCUACGAAUGCCGAACGCUCCUCUUCAAAGCCAUCCACAACCUGCUGGAGCGCUGCCUCAUGAACCGCAGCUUCGUUCGCAUCGGCAAGUGGUUCGUCAAACCGUACGAGAAGGAUGAAAAGCCCAUCAACAAGAGUGAACACCUAUCAUGCGCCUUCACCUUCUUCUUGCACGGAGAGAGCAACGUCUGCACCAGUGUGGAGAUCAACCAGCACCAACCUGUCUACCACCUGACGGAGGAGCACCUCACUCUGGCUCAGCAGGCGUCCAGCCCCUUCCAAGUGAUCCUGAGUCCUUUCGGCCUGAACGGAACACUUACCGGUCAGUCGUUCAAGAUGUCAGAUCCUCCCACGCAGAAGCUGAUUGAGGAGUGGAACCAGUUUUAUCCCAUCAGCCCGAGCGCCAAGGAGGGUGUGUCGGAGGACAAGGCAGAGGACAUGGACUGGGAGGAUGACUCUCUGGCCUCCGUAGAGGUCCUUGUAGGUGGUGUGCGGAUGGUGUACCCAGCAUGCUUAGUUCUGGUACCCCAGUCAGACAUCCCCGUUGUGGCCCCUGUGGGGUCCUCCCACUGCACUGCCGUCUACCCAGGUGGCCACCAAGUGCCUGCCCAGCGAGAGCCAGCCAUGUCCCUGGUGACCCUCACCCCUCCCACGUCGCCUGAGGAGGCGCAGACAGUGGACUCUCACUCGGCCCAGAAGUGGGUUAAAAUGCCUUCGUCCUCUGAUGCGUUCAGCGUGGACAGAACGAGUCAUCAUGGAGGCAAGGUUCCUCGACGGCUAGCCAGCCAUGUGGUGGAGCGCGUCUGGCAAGAGUGCAAUAUCAAUCGAGCCCAGAACAAGCGGAAAUUUUCAGCCAACAACGGUACCUGUGAGGAGGAUCUGGCAGAGAGUGGCGCCUGGGAUUUCGUAGAGCAUUCACAGAGGUCAUACUGCAGCUGCUCCAGGUACAAAUCAGUGAAGCAGCGAGCAGGCAGCACCCCAGGCCAAACUCAGUCUGCAGGCCAGCCCUCCCAGACUCCUACCAAGCACAAAGCCGGGGGAGAGAAGCCUGAGAAAGGUGACAAGCAGCAGAAAAGACCUCAGACGCCUUUCCAUCAUCGCAGCCUGACCUGUGAGGACACUUCGAUAGAGACCGAGACAACAGCAGGGCAGAGGUUGGCCAUGAGGGGCCAGGAUGGAGGAAGAUUCACAAGUAUUCGAUCAACAGAUGUGUCCGCCAUUCAAAAAGCCCCCCAGCUCCAUGCUGGAGGUGUCAACGCUGGGCCAUCGGAACAGGCCAACUCCCCACAACCCCCACCACUUAGCCCUCAUCCCUGUGACCGUAGCGAGGAGUCAGGAGAGGGCAUGAAGAACCCUUCAACCCCCAACAGCCAACACUUCUACCAGCCUCCCCCUGAGCCCUGCCUUGUUGGGGCGAAGGGUGGGGGCGAGGAUCCUGGAGGGCAAGAGGGUCUCAGUCAGCACUUCCACUCCCAUCACUGCCACCCUGUAGGUUCGACUUACUCCGAGCCUCCUGAGCCCACCGUGUAUGUAGGAACCGCGGUCAACCUGGAGGAUGAUAGCUCACACACACCUUGGCGGUUAUUCACUCCCCGCAGGAAAGAAGCAGAGCUGCCAACACCACUGCUACCGGGGGACAAACUGAGGGACGAGGCUGCGGCAUCACUGGACAACCUGGUGUCAGUGACAGAGGUGAUGUCCACAUCCAAAUGUCCUCUGAAGGUAUCCGAAGAACGCGUCCAGAUGUAUCGAGCCAGGAGGAACCAGUACCUGUCUGCUGCCAUAACUGACGGAGAUCACGAACCGGAGGUGGACCCUUACGCCUUCGAGGAGGGAGACGUCAAAUUCACAUUUUCCAACAAGAAGGAUAAAUCAGGAGGGGAACGUGAGCCAGGAAAGAAACAUAAGGGUGAAGAUGGAGGAGCAGGGCCAGCAGAUGAUGCUCAGCGGGCGGCCGCUCACAACCGCAUGGCUUCCACCAGCCUGAUCCACGAGACAGACCUGGUGGUGUCCAUCAACGACCUGGACAACCUCUUCAACUCGGACGAGGAUGAUCUGGCGCCCGGCUCCAGGCGACCGAUGAAUGGAACGGACGAUAAAUUUGGCAGCAAAGAACCAAAGCCAUCUACUUUGGACCCCGUCUCCUGCAUUAGCUCUGCAGACCUCCACCAGAUGUUUCCCACGCCUCCCUCUCUGGAGCAGCACAUCAUGGGCUACUCCCCCAUGAAUAUGUGCAGCAAAGACUAUGGCAGCAUGGAGCACAACACGGGGAUGACCUCGCUGGACGGCACCUCAUCUCUGAGUGGGCACUUCAAGAUCGAGGUGGAGGAGAGCUUCUGCAGCCCCAAGCCAUCGGAGAUCAAGGACUAUUCAUUCGUAUUCAAGCCAGAGCUGUGCCAGGCGUUUGUAGGCUGCUCCAUGUUCGCUCCUCUCAAGGCGUUACCCAGCCAGUGUCUCCCACCCAUUAAAAUACCUGAGGACUGCAUCUACAGGCCGAGCUGGACCAUGGGCCGGGAAAUGCUCAACCCUGUGCCUGUAAUGACCUUCCUCAACAAGGACAGUAACAUCCCCAGUGUUGGCAGCGCCUUGGACCAGGAUUACAGCCAAUCCUACACUCCUCAGACCCACACCCCCUUUAUGUCAAACAGUGCCCCACCAAGUAACAGUGGUACGGGCAUCCUGCCAUCACCCGCUACCCCUCGUUUCUCUGCCCCCACACCUCGUACACCGCGAACGCCACGCACACCUCGAGGCCCUUCUAGCGUCCAGGGAUCGCUGAAGUAUGAGAACUCGGACCUGUACUCGCCGGCAUCCACCCCCUCCACCUGCCGACCGCUCAACUCUGUCGAGCCAGCCACCGUGCCCUCCAUCCCUGAAGCCCACAGCCUCUACGUCACCCUCAUCCUGUCCGAGUCCGUCAUGAACCUCUUCAAGGACUGCAACUUUGACAGCUGCUGCAUCUGUGUUUGUAACAUGAACAUAAAAGGAGCGGACGUGGGCGUCUACCUGAGCGACCCUAUCAGCGAGGCCCAGGAAGCCUGCAGCUGUGGCUUCAGUGCCGUGGUCAACAGGCGCUACGGUAACGGCUCUGGUCUCUUCCUGGAGGACGAGCUGGACAUCAUCGGCCGGGGCUCGGACGUCAGCCGAGAGGCGGAAAAACGCUUUGAGGAGCUUCGGCUCCUGUCGCUAGAGAAAUGUGGAGUCGGAAGGGGCGACCGAGUCACAGACGAGCUGAUUCUCCUCCUGCAGGAUCAGUGUACCAACCCUUUUUCACCCAUUUCAACACUAGAGCACGACAUCGUGAUGCGGGGGCCAAGCGGGGCCCCUGUGCCAGCCUGUGUGAGAGUGGAGGAGAGGGACUACCACAGUGACUGCUACAUGGCUCUGGAGCACGGCAGGCAGUUCAUGGACAACAUGUCAGGGGGAAAAGUGGACGAGGCGCUGGUCAAGAGCACCUGCUUACACCAGUGGGCCAAAGAAAACGCGGUGGACGUGAGUGCGCUGUGCUCUCAGGACGUGCUGCGGGUGCUGAUGUCCCUCCAGCCUGUACUCCAGGACGCAAUCCAGAAGAAGAGGACAGUACGGUCGUGGGGCGUUCAGGGUCCCCUCACCUGGCAGCAGUUCCACAAGAUGGCUGGACGGGGCUCUUAUGGCACAGACGAGUCCCCAGAGCCUCUGCCCAUUCCCACCUUCCUGGUGGGUUAUGAGUAUGACUUUGUGGUGCUGUCGCCCUUCGGUCUGCCCUACUGGGAGAAACUGCUGCUGGAUCCCUUCGGCUCCCAGCGGGACGUCGGGUACCUGGUGGUUUGUCCUGACAACGAGGCUCUGCUCAGCGGUGCCAAGAGCUUCUUCCGUGACCUCACAGCUGUUUACGAGUCAUGUCGACUCGGUCAGCACCGGCCCAUUUCCAAAGGUUACCCUGACGGCAUCGUCCUUGUCGGUGGCAAUGAAGCAAAGAGCCUUGUGGAUCAGCCUGUCAGCGACUGGUUUCUAAAGGCUGCCAGCGGCAACAGUGAUGCCUUCACUAAACUCAAACUCUAUGCACAAGUGUGCCGCCACAACCUCGCUCCAUACCUCACUUCUCAGCCAUUGGACGGGUCUCUCCUCACACAGCCCACUCCCCCGCCUUCGUCCAACCAGUCCUCAUCCACACAACUUUCUAGCUCCACCUCCAACUCAGUGGGCCAGCAGGGCCCAGUGAACCCUUCAGGCUCCACCAUUCCCAACAACAGCAGCAGCAACAGUGGGUCGACAAACGGCUCGGUAUCAUCCAACAGCCUGGUGACGUCCUCAGGCCAGCCUGGCAGCGGGAUGCCGUCUGCCAAGCCCUCCUCGUUCCCCCCUUUUGGGAGCAUGAGCAGCCAGGUCCAGGGAGGAGCCCCUCAGAGUGGACAGCUGGGACAGCAGGCUGGUACCCAGAACACCAGCACCUCAGGGGACAACUCCAGCAGCCAGGCCCAGGGGCCCACAGAGCCUCCCGAAAGCACUUUGGAACGAGAAAAGGUCGGCGUGCCCACAGAUGGGGAGUCGCAUGCCAUCACGUAUCCCCCUGCCAUUGUUGUUUACAUCGUGGACCCGUUCAGCUACGAGGAGGCUGAUGGAGGUCCAGGCCCAGUCCCAGCACACUCCAGUGUGUGGACGCUGGGUUUGCUGCGCUGCUACCUUGAGAUGCUUCAGUUCUUACCCCCACACAUCCGCAACUCUAUAUCAGUACAGAUCGUCCCCUGCCAGUACCUCCUUCAGCCAGUGCGGGGUGAAGACCGUCAUAUCUACGCCCAGCACCUCAAAUCUCUAGCCUUCUCUGUCUUCACUCAGUGCAGACGGCCACUCCCCAACUCCACCAACGUCAAGUCGCUAACAGGCUUUGGUCCGGGUUUGGCCAUCGACACGGCACUGAAGAGCCCGGAGAGGCCGGAGUGUCUGCGUCUGUAUACACCUCCGUUCAUUCUUGCACCUGUGAAGGACAAGCAGACGGAGCUCGGGGAGACAUUUGGGGAGGCGUCACAGAAAUACAACGUGCUGUUUGUGGGUUACUGUCUGUCACAUGACCAGCGCUGGCUCCUGGCUACUUGCACUGACCUGUAUGGGGAACUGCUGGAGACCAGCAUCAUCAACGUAGAUGUCCCCAACAGAGCGAGGAGGAAAAAGGGCUCAGUUCGACGACUCGGCCUGCAGAAACUGUGGGAUUGGUGCUUGGGUUUGGUGCAGAUGACCUCAGUUCCCUGGAGGGUGGUGAUUGGCCGACUGGGCAGGAUAGGACACGGAGAGUUAAAAGACUGGAGUAUUCUGCUAAGCAGGAGGAACCUCCAGUCCCUCAGUCGUCGUCUGAAAGAAAUGUGUCGAAUGUGUGGCAUCUCUGCCUCAGAUACUCCCAGCAUCCUCAGUGUGUGUUUAGUUGCCAUGGAACCCCAGGGAUCUUUUAUCAUCAUGCCAGACUCGGUGUCGACAGGCUCCGUGUUUGGCCGCAGCACCACCCUGAACAUGCAGACGUCCCAGCUGAGCACCCCACAAGACACCUCCUGCACCCACAUCCUGGUCUUCCCCACCUCUGCUUUCGUCCAGGUGGCCAGCUCCAAUUACACCAACAUCGACCCCAACAUCGACAUCCUCAACGCCACCACGGAUGGGUCUGAUGCUAUCGGGAUCUUUGAUCUGCUGGACCAGGAGAACGAGCUAGUGGACCCCGACAUCAUCAACAUCUCGCCUAACACGUCCCCUGUACACUCCCCUGGCUCUCAUUACCACCAUGGAGGUGAUGGCAGUAAGGGCCAGAGUACAGACCGUAUGGAGUCUCAUGAAGAGGUCCCUAACCUCCUGCAGCAGCCCCUCGCCCUCGGCUACUUUGUCUCCACAGCUAAAGCCGGCCCGCUACCUGACUGGUUCUGGUCCGCCUGUCCGCAGGCUCAGAACCAGUGCCCACUCUUCCUCAAGGCCUCUUUGCACCUCCAUGUGUCUUCAGUGCAAUCAGAUGAACUACUGCACAGCAAACACUCCCACCCCCUCGACUCCAAUCAGACCUCAGAUGUACUCAGAUUCGUGCUGGAGCAGUACAACGCCCUCUCCUGGCUAACGUGUGACCCAGCAACACAGGACCGCCGAUCGUGUCUCCCCAUUCACUUUGUGGUGCUCAACCAGAUGUACAACUUCAUCAUGAACAUGUUGUAACCAACGUUCACAGGGAAAGGAGGGGGGAGUGGUGCCCAGGAAACAUUUCAGUGAAAGCAAAUCAACAGCUCCAAAGGCGGUUUCAUCGAGACUGAAGAAAACUGCAAGAACCAGACCAGAUCACAGAGCUGGAUUCUGCACCAAGACGAAAUGAAAUGGCUGUUGGAAGCUGAGGCGGUGCUGUUUCCCCACGGCCGUUUACUGGAGACGACAGUCCUGUCCCUGUGAUUCAAAGACAUGCACAUAGAGACAAGGGAAUAAAGAAGAUGGGAAAUAAAUGAACGUGAGAGAAUGACAGGUUGGCUGUCAUGAUAUGUAGCAUGGCAGCACAGUCACUGGCCAGUCUGUAUUGGAGAAAAAGAGUCUAUCUGUAAUGUUAUUGGAAGAAAAGGGACAUAUUUGAUCAAGAAUGGAUCUUUGGUUUUAAGACCUGAAAUUCCUUUUUAGUCAUUUGGAUGAAAUAGAAUCCAGAAGAAAUGCCUGCAUCUAUCUUAUUUAUUGUAAGUUUUUAAAUGUAUAAUUUGUCUUAUUUCUUAACCUCUUUUAUAUAUAAAAAAUGGAGAAGGUUUAUAUCACCUUCCUGCUUUAAAGCAAUUGGUCUAAGAUAUAUGUAAUCGUCUUAAUUAAAAAAACAACCAGGAAAAAAAACACAUAAAAAUGAAAUAAGGUCCCAGUAGGUUGCUUUUAGAGUAUUAUUUUUUGUAAUGGAGACAGAAUAUUUGUAUUGUCACAUUGUACAGAAGAAUUAGAGUGGAAAAUUAUGUUUCAUGCCUUUGAGCAUGAAGGACUUACAGCAAAGCUGUAGCUACAGAGGACUUGUACAGCAAUGAACUUCACUGUGUUCAAAUAAAGAGGUACAUUGUUGUAUAUAGUAUUUUAUACCACACAUUUAGACACAAAACCAAACGGCAAUAUAUAUAAAUAAUUAUAUAUGAAUGCCAUGCCAGCAGUUGGUGGUGUGGCUUCUGUUUUAGGAAUAAAGUGCGUCAACUUAU